UCUCUGCACGAAUAUUUUUUUCUCUUGCACUUUUUUUUUUUUUUAAAGCCUCUUCCUUCCUUUUAACCUCCCCGGGUUAUUUAUUCCAUUGCCUUAUUUGUGCUCUGUACGUCCCUUUAACCACUCUUUCCUCCUUCCCGCAAUGUGUGUGUGAUUUUAAAAAGGAGGGGGGCUUUCCCCUCGGUUGUGUGUCUCCCUCCCCUUCUCCGUCUCUGUGUGUGUCUCUGUCUGUCUCUUUUCUUUCUUGUCGGAGGCUGUGGGAUAAUGGCGUGCGGGUUGUGGCUGUGAGGAUGAGUUCCUGCUUCGUGCCGAACGGGGCUAGCCUUGAGGAUUGCCAUUCCAACCUAUUCUGUCUGGCUGAUUUAACGGGGAUUAAAUGGAAACGAUACGUAUGGCAGGGUCCAACAUCUGCACCAAUCCUGUUCCCGGUGACAGAAGAAGACCCCAUCCUAAGCAGCUACAGCCGUUGCCUCAAGGCUGAUGUCUUGAGUGUGUGGCGACGAGACCAGAGGCCUGGGCGCAGAGAAUUGUGGAUAUUCUGGUGGGGUGAUGAUCCCAAUUUUGCUGACCUAAUUCAUCAUGACCUAGCAGAUGAGGAAGAUGGUGUAUGGGAGAAUGGGCUUUCCUAUGAAUGUCGUACUCUGCUUUUCAAAGCAAUUCACAACCUGGUGGAAAGAUGUCUAAUGAACCGGAAUUUUGUGCGCAUUGGGAAAUGGUUCGUGAAGCCUUACGAAAAAGAUGAGAAGCCUAUAAAUAAAAGUGAGCAUUUGUCCUGCUCCUUCACCUUCUUCUUGCAUGGGGACAGCAACGUUUGUACCAGCGUGGAAAUUAACCAGCACCAGCCUGUGUACUUCGUUAGUGAAGAGCACCUCACCCUGGCUCAGCAGUCUAACAGCCCUUUUCAAGUUAUUUUAAGUCCCUUUGGAUUAAAUGGUACACUCACUGGACAGUCGUUCAAGCUAUCUGAUUCGACUACGAAAAAAUUGAUUGGUGAAUGGAAACAGUUCUAUCCUAUCACGUCCAACCUGAAGGAGGGAUUGGAGGAAAAACAAGAAGAGAUGGAUUGGGAGGAUGACUCUCUGGCUGCUGUGGAAGUCCUCGUUGCUGGCGUGAGAAUGGUCUACCCAGCAUGCUUUGUUUUAGUUCCUCAGACAGACAUUCCUGCUCCUAGUACUGCUGGGUCAAGCAACUGCUUGGGUGUCCAUCAAGUGCCUGCUUCCACAAGAGAUCCAGCUAUGUCCUCAGUCACUCUGACUCCACCUACGUCCCCAGAAGAGGUUCAAACAGUUGAUGCUCGUUCAGCCCAAAAGUGGGUGAAGCUCUCUUCUAUUUCUGAUGUAUUCAGCUUUGACAGCAUUAGUCACCAUGGGGGCAAAAUCCCUCGAAAGCUGGCCAAUCAAGUGGUUGACAGAGUCUGGCAAGAAUGCAAUAUGAAUAGAGCACUGACCAAGAGGAAGUAUUCUGCUACAUCAAAUGGCUUAUGUGAAGAGGAGAUGAUUGACAAAAUGUCAUUUUGGGAGUUUGUUGAAGCCACGCAGAGGGCAAAUUGCACUUGCUCAAGGUACAGAAUCCUCAAGCCGAGACUUGCGAUUCAGCAGGGGCCAGUGCCUGCCUUGGGCCAGCAGCAGCAGGCAGCUCCAAAGCACAAGGCGAAUGAGAAGCAAGAGAAAGGAGAUAAGCCCCAAAAGCGUCCCCUGACUCCAUUUCACCAUCGUGUGUCUGUUACUGAUGACAUUGCCAUGGAGGCAGACUCGGCCAAUCAGAGGCUUGUGAUCGCCACCUCAGACAGCCAAGUGAGGUUUUCAAAUCUAAGAACUAACGAUGUAGCAAAGACUCCUCAGAUGCAUGGCACUGAGGUGGCGAAUUCUCCCCAGCCACCCCCCCUCAGCCCUCACCCGUGUGACGUUGCUGACGAAGGGGCAACCAAAGCUCCUUCCACUCCCCAGAGCCAGCAUUUCUACCAGAUGCCAACUCCGGAUCCUUUGGUUCCUUCAAAAGCAACGGAAGACAGGACAGAGGGCUUGACCCAGGCUUUCCCAGCUCAGUUCCCAGAGGUCAUGGAGCCCACAGUGUAUGUUGGCACAGCGGUGAACUUAGAAGAAGAAGAUGUGGGUUCUAUGUGGAAGUAUUAUAAGGUUCCAAAGAAAAAGGAUGUGGACUUCUUGCCACCGCAGCUCCCGGGUGAAAAAUUUAAGGAUGACCCUGUGGGAUCUGCAGGGUUAGACAACUUGCCUUCAGCUACAGAGUUAAUGGUGCAAUGUAGAAAACCUCUAAAGGUCUCUGAUGAAUUGGUGCAGCAGUACCAGAGCAAGAACCAGUAUCUGGCAGCAAUAGUAGCUGACCAGGAGCCAGAAAUGGACCCGUAUGCAUUUGUUGAUGGAGAUGAAGAAUACCCUUUUCCUGAUAAAAAGGACAGGCAAAACAGUGAGCGAGAAGUUGGGAAAAAACACAAGGCUGAAGAUGGGACACCCAAUGUUGGAGAGGAUGCAAUGUCCCUUUUUAGCCCAUCUGUCAAACAAGCAACAGAUGCGCAGCGUAUUCCCCCUCACAAUCGCACGGCAUCAACUAGCUUGUUUCAUGAAAAUGACCUGGUUGUCUCUUACACUGACCUCGACAAUCUCUUCAACUCUGAUGAAGAUGAACUAACACCUGGAUCUAAAAGAAUGCUGAAUGGAGCAGAUGACAAAUCCAACUGCAAGGAGUCAAAAGCAGGAAACCUGGAUCCGUUGUCAUGCAUAAGCACGGCAGAUCUUCAUAAAAUGUACCCCACACCACCAUCUUUGGAGCAACACAUUAUGGGGUUUUCUCCCAUGAAUAUGAACAGUAAGGAAUAUGGCAGCAUGGACACCACGCCUGGAGGGACUGUCUUGGAAGGAAAUGGCGCUACUGCUGGUGUUCAGUUCAGAAUUGAAGUAGACGAGGGAUUCUGUAGCCCCAAACCCUCAGAAAUAAAGGAUUAUUCCUCGGUGUAUAAGCCUGAGAACAGCCAAGCUUUUGUGGGAUGUUCCAUGUUUGCACCACUGAAGACUCUGCCAAGCCAGUGUCUCCCGCCCAUCAAACUGCCAGAGGAGGGUGUUUACCGGCAGAGUUGGACGGUUGGCAAGCUGGAGUUGCUUCCUCCAGGACCUACAAUGCCAUUCAUCAAAGAAGGUGAUGGGAGCACUAUUGAUCAAGAGUAUGGUCCUGCUUACACUCCACAAACGCAUACUCCCUUUGGGAUGCCACCCAGCAGUGCCCCACCCAGUAACAGUGGGCCUGGCAUUCUCCCUUCUCCUUCCACCCCCCGUUUUCCAACUCCAAGGACUCCAAGGACUCCCCGUGGGGCUGGUGGGCCAGCCAGCGCUCAAGGUUCUGUUAAAUAUGAGAAUUCGGACUUAUAUUCACCAGCCUCGACACCGUCAACAUGCAGACCGCUAAAUUCUGUUGAACCUGCCACUGUUCCUUCUAUCCCUGAGGCCCACAGUCUCUACGUAAACCUCAUUCUCUCUGAAUCAGUGAUGAAUCUCUUCAAAGACUGUAACUUUGAUAGCUGUUGCAUCUGUGUCUGCAACACGAACAUCAAAGGUGCUGACGUUGGAGUUUACAUUCCAGAUCCAACACAGGAAGCCCAGUACAGGUGUACUUGUGGCUUCAGCGCGGUGAUGAACAGGAAGUUCGGCAACAACUCUGGAUUGUUCCUUGAGGAUGAGUUGGACAUCCUAGGUCGCAAUUCGGAAUGCGGCAAGGAAGUGGAGAAACGCUUUGAGGCCCUCCGUGCCAGUUCUGCAGAGCACAGCGGGGGCUCGAAGGAGACUGACAGGCUGCCUGACGAGCUGAUACUCUUGCUGCAAGACCAGUGCACCAACCUGUUCUCGCCAUUUGGAGCAGCCGAUUACGACCCCUCACCCAAAGCUGGAGCCAUCGGCAACCUGGUACGUGCCGAGGAAAGGGAUUGUUGCAAUGACUGCUACCUUGCAUUGGAACAUGGGCGCCAGUUUAUGGACAACAUGUCAGGAGGGAAAGUUGAUGAAGCACUUGUGAGGACUACUUGCUUGCAUCACUGGUCAAAGCAAAAUGUUGGAGAUGUGAGCAUGCAAUGUUCUCAGGACGUCCUUCACAUGCUGCUCUCGCUCCAGCCUGUCCUCCAGGAUGCAAUUCAGAAAAAACGAACCGUUCGCUCUUGGGGCGUGCAGGGUCCUCUCACGUGGCAACAGUUUCACAAAAUGGCUGGCCGAGGCACUUAUGGAACUGACGAGUCUCCGGAACCACUGCCCAUUCCGACUUUUUUGUUGGGAUAUGAUUACGACUUCCUGGUGCUGUCCCCGUUUGCGUUACCGUACUGGGAGAGGCUGAUGUUGGAACCCUACGGAUCUCAGAGAGACAUUGCUUAUGUUGUGGUGUGCCCAGAGAAUGAAGCUUUGCUGAAUGGAGCAAAAACCUUCUUUCGGGAUCUCACAGCAAUAUACGAGUCCUGCAGGCUUGGCCAGCAUCGACCUAUCUGUAAACUGUUGCCUGAUGGGAUCAUGAGAGUUGGACCUGCUGCUUCAAAGAAACUUUCUGAGAAGUCUGUUGCUGAGUGGUUCUCUCAGGCAGCUCAUGCCAACAACGAAUCAUUUUCUAGACUCAAACUCUAUGCUCAAGUCUGCAGAUAUGAUUUGGGUCCUUAUCUCGCUACACAGCCACUGGACAAUUCCUUGCUUUCUCAGUCAAACCUCGUUUCUCCCACAAGCCAUCCUUCAUCCACCCAGCCUCCGCUUGCAGGCAACUCCACUCCGUCAGCCACCCCUUCGUCUGCUCCCAGCAAUGCCGCAGUGAUGAACUCGAGCAGUGCCAUCACCUCUGCCGCUACCACCGCCAACGCCACCAUGGCCGCCACAGCCACGUCAUCCUCCACUUCCAGCACAGGCAGCGGGAUGUCAGCAAACAAACCUUCAUCGUUUCCACCUUUUGGCAGCAUGAACAACACUACUUCCUCCCUCUCCACGCAGUCUGCAACGGUCCAGAACAGUCAGGCAGGGACUCAGCAGCAGCAGCAGGCGGCUGGGAUGCCAGGGGAAGCCCCUUCUGUCCCUGCACAGCCACACCCGGACAUUUCAGAGAGCACUAUGGACCGUGACAAAGUGGGGAUCCCCACCGACGGUGAUUCGCAUGCAGUCACCUACCCACCUGCUAUUGUGGUUUACAUCAUUGACCCUUUCUCUUAUGAAAAGAAAGAGGAGGGCAGCUCCUCCAGUGUGUGGACUCUGGGUCUUCUCCGUUGCUUUCUUGAAAUGAUCCAAAAUCUCCCUCCAAACAUCAGAAACAUUGUUUCUGUUCAGCUUGUCCCUUGUCAAUAUCUGCUGCAACCAGUGAAGAAUGAAGACAGACAGAUCUACACCCAGCAUCUUAAAUCCCUGGCGUUCUCGGCCUUUACGCAGUGCCGGAGACCACUUCCAACAUCGACCAAUGUGAAAACGUUAACUGGGUUUGGCCCAGGCUUGGCAAUGGAAAUGGCGCUCAAAAGUCCCGAUAGACCAGAGUGUAUUAAGCUAUAUGCCCCUCCUUUCAUAUUGGCACCUGUCAAAGAUAAACAGACAGAGCUGGGAGAAACUUUUGGAGAGGCUGGACAGAAAUACAAUGUGCUUUUUGUAGGCUACUGUCUGUCUCAUGAUCAAAGGUGGCUUCUUGCAUCAUGCACAGAUUUAUACGGAGAACUAUUGGAAACGUGCAUUAUUAACAUUGAUGUACCAAACAGGGCUCGUAGGAAAAAGGGGUCUGCUCGCAGACUUGGUCUCCAGAAACUCUGGGAGUGGUGCGUGGGGCUUGUGCAGAUGAGUUCGUUGCCAUGGAGAGUAGUAAUAGGACGUCUUGGAAGAAUAGGCCACGGGGAAUUAAAAGACUGGAGUUGUUUGCUGAGUCGCCGAAACCUGCAGUCCCUUAGCAAGAGGCUGAAAGACAUGUGCAGGAUGUGUGGAAUAUCCACGGCCGAUUCUCCCAGCAUCCUCAGUGCUUGCUUAGUGGCAGUGGAACCGCAGGGAUCCUUUGUCAUCAUGCCAGAUUCUGUAUCAACUGGCUCAGUGUUUGGGCGCAGCACCACACUAAAUAUGCAGACAUCUCAGCUAAACACCCCACAGGAUACAUCGUGCACUCAUAUACUUGUGUUUCCCACGUCUGCAUCUGUGCAAGUAGCGUCGUCAACCUACACCACUGAAACUGGUUUGGAACUGGCCUUUAACACAAACAAUGAUGGAGCAGAUGGAAUGGGGAUCUUUGAUUUGUUAGAUACUGGAGAUCCUGAUAUUGAUCCUGACAUUAUAAACAUCCUUCCUGCAUUCCCUACCGGGUCCCCUGUGCAUUCGCCAAGUUCCCACUUCACCCAUGGAGGUGACAUGGGCAAGGGCCAAGGUACCGACCGAUUGCUCUCAACGGAGUCUCACGACGAAGUCACCAACAUCCUACAGCAACCAUUGGCCCUCGGUUACUUUGUCUCAACUGCCAAAGCAGGUCCAUUACCAGACUGGUUUUGGUCGGCAUGUCCUCAAGCACAAAAUCAGUGUCCCCUGUUUCUUAAGGCUUCUUUGCACCUCCAUGUGCCUUCAGUGCAAUCGGACGAGCUACUUCACAGUAAACACUCCCACCCUCUUGACUCAAAUCAAACUUCCGAUGUCCUCAGGUUUGUGUUGGAACAGUACAACGCUCUCUCCUGGCUAACCUGUGAUCCUGCGACCCAGGACCGGCGGUCGUGUCUCCCUGUUCACUUUGUGGUGCUGAAUCAGUUGUAUAACUUUAUCAUGAGUAUGCUGUGAUCUUUAUCUGAACUGGCAAGGAGAAUUAAAACACAAUGACGAUUUCAAGCAGCAGCAGCAAGAAGGGAAAGAAUGAUUUCACUUCAGAACUAAGUUAAUUAUUCUCUGUACAAGUCAUUUGUGAUUGGGGGAGGGGAUGUCAUUUUUGGUCACAAAAAUUUGGUUUUGACUUGUGCUGGGGAGCGCAUAACCCUGAUCUUCUGUUCUCCUUUUUGUUGAUGUUUUGCCUAAACCAGACUGAUUAGUGUGCUGAAUCGAUCAAUCAAAAUGUAUUAUAACACAUCUUUUUAGUAGCAAAGUAACCAUUCUCUCCCCCACCACCACCCUGUCACAGUAUUUGUGAAGAGUAUAUGAGCCAUAGGCCCCAGCCAUGUUUAAUGAAUAUUUUAAAAAGAAUGAGCAUGGAGACAAUAAGACGACAAAUGAGGGAGGAAAAACAGAACUUGUCGGAACGCUUUUGGAACACUGCAAUGUUCUUGUAUUGGAUUAUAGUACCUAGUAUUCAAAAAAAAAAUGCCUGCAUCUCUUAUUUAUUGUAAGUUUUUAAAUGUAUAAAUUGUCUUAUAUUUCUUAACCUCUUUUAUAAAAAAAAAUUUCCUAGAAGGUUUAUACUGCCUUCUUGCUUUAAAGCAAUUGGUCUAAAAAUAUAUAUGUAAUCGUCUUAAUUGAAAGUUGCGGUAGGUUUGCUUUUAGAGUAUUAUUUUUUUGUAAGGGGGUUGGGGGGUGGGGACAGUAAAAUUUGUAUUUGGUCUUGAUGUACAGUUUAAUGGGGGAAUAUAGGAGGUGGGUGGGGAGGGAUAUAAAUGUCCAUGCCAUUGUGUGUGGGAGAUUUACAGCUAAGCUGUAGUUGCAGAUUAUAUGUGUACAGUAAUGAAGUUCACUGUGUUUAUAUAAAAUUGGAGAGAAAAAAAGGUACCGGGUCUUACAGCAAUUUUAUAUCACACCUUUGCAGAGUUAACAUAAUGGCAAUAUAUUAAAAAGUGAUAUUGUUAGGUGGUUUAACUUGUAGUGAGAAUUUUAAUAAUAAUAAUAAUAAUAAUAAUAAAUUGUUUAAUUUUUUUUUGUAUUUCUGUUGAGGGCCGAGACUAGCCUUUUAAGGCCUCUUCCCAUUUUUCAAUUAAAGAGUAUGUGCUUUACUGCAAGGACCUCCCACUCCUCCCUGUGCGUGUUUUAGCCAAGAGAGAAUCUGUGUCACCAGAUGAACUUGCAACAUUUUCUUUAAGAAAACAAAAAACAAAAUCCUUCCCUUGAAUAAAACUGUCACUUUCAUCUUCGAGUAGUUUGAGGUUCUCCAUUAAGACCCCAUAGAACCUCUUGGUGCGUGAAUGAAAUCAUAGCAAAAACUGCAGCCGCUGUCAGCCUCGUUGCCAUUCUUUACGAUUUGGAAUGUUAGCCCAGCUUUAGCUGUUUUACACGUACUUAAAAAAAACAAAACACCAGUAAGGAAAACCCAACUGAUUUUGACUUCUAAAGUUUGAUGUGCAUAUUAAUUGAAAUAUAGUGUAAAUAGGUUCUUGGUGAAUUCUGGCGUUUGGACCUGAUUCCAUUAACGAAAGAACAACUUUUCUUUUGCUUCUCCUCCCCCCCCUUUUGUUUUAAUCUUUUUUUGGUUUGACACUCUCUCCUCGAAGUUUCAGGCUCAUGUGGGUAUGAACCUCUCCUUUUUAAGUUCCAGCAUGAUAAAACAUCAAGGAAGAGGGCGUGAAGACGUUGAGUGAGCUGUUUUGUGCUACUCCUGUCUCCUCCUGCCUUCAGUCAGUGAACCCUCUGCUUCUUUCCUCCUUCUCACCAACAUAUCCAGGCUGAGAUGCCUCCUUGUCUUCCCGGAGGUAGCCCUUUUUUCCCUCUCCCCCAUCUGCAUUCUGCUGCUUUCAGGAUUGGUGUGCCGGUCCAUUUGAAGGUCUCCUGCUUCAAGAUUUGUCCUGUGUUUGCAACUGCAAACAUGGUGCGGUGUGUUAGGCACCAUAUUGCUGGGAUGAACUACGUAGGUAGCAGUCAUGGAAGCUGUGACAGGCACUCAUGUGGAUUAAGUGGGGCUUUAGGAAAGUUCCUCCUGCCACCGUCAGCCUGUUGCAGAUACACUCAGCUUGGCAUAGGUUUUUACGGUUUGUCAGCAAUGAACUUUUGCAGCCCCAUCGAAGAAGCCUUGUCAGGCAAAAUUGUUCACAGCCCCUAUUUUAUGCAAUCUGUGGUUAAUGAAUGGAGGUUGUGUCGCAGUUCCAUUUGCUUAUUAUUGCAUCUCACUGUUGCUCCGUGUGUGUGUGUAUGAACCUGUAUUGGAGAUUCAAGUAUCUGUUAACUGCAGAUGGUUUUCAUAUCUGUGUCUGUUUCUACCGCUUUCCCCUUCCUGACAGUUGUCCUAAAACUAUUUGCCUCACUGAAAAAUAUAGAAAAUGAUUUAGCCGGUGUUAACUACUUUGCAGUCCCAUGGGAUUUCAAUGGGAGAGAUUUAGGUAUGUGCUUAAACUUUCCCAUUGAAACCAAUGAAACUUAAAAGCACUUAACUUUGGCUGGACUGGGAUUGUUGAUGUAACGCUCUGUCUUUUUCUUUUUUUUUUGCGGCUGUUUGCAUAUUGCAUCAUGUAGCUUUGGGCUCUCUUCCAGUGGAGGUCCUGCUGUAGAGUGGCUUGUUGGGAUCUGCACAAAACACAGUCUUGUGCAGAAGCCCUUAAAACUCCAGGCUGUUCUGUGGCGAUGGCUGAGGAGCCAAGUUCAUGGUAGAUUUCUUUCAUAAGGUCAGAUUGCACAGAGAUCUGGCCACUAAACUGUUUAAAUGAUCAUCACGUGGUGGGAAAGUUGGCCCUUUGGAAUAAGAUUUAAACUUGUUGCCAUGGAAGCAUCCAAGGUGUGUGUUGGGGUUAGUGUUGGCUGUUGAUGGGCCACUCUGGACUCUUUCUUAGAAGUCAUUGCAGGCCCUGUCCUCUCGCUUCCUCUGCUUGGGGCUUCCCCCUCCCAUUUUCUGCUUGUCCCAUGUGGACUCCAAACGGCUUGGGGAUUUCUCUGUGAAUCCAUUUGAAAUGCUGGAUGCUGAAGUUUCUGCAUCUUACCACAGGUGUUCUAGCUUGCAAAACACUAAACAGCAGAAGUGCCAAAUCACCUUUGUGUAUGACCACCUCAAUCUCGGAUGCUGUUGAAGAGUAGGAUGUCUGUCUUACCUUACAAUUAUCAAGUUAGGUAAGAGUGCCACCUGCCAGGUCUUGCUGAGAUCUAGAAUGAACACACACACACACAUACUUCAGCAGGUAGAGAAGAUAACAAAAGAAAAAGCCUCAAGUUGGAAUGCUUUUAAAAAUGGCUAAAAGUUGAAACAUAGAUCUCUCUUUUUAAUUUGAGGUUUUGUGGACAGCUUUAAAUUUAUGAAGUGGCCAUGGUGACGAAAGCCUCGUAGACCUCUCUGACUUCUUAAUUUAUUUGUAGCGCUGAUUUAACAGUUCACAGAUGGGUGGUGCUUCACACUGAUGGUCAGAAGGUAGAUGAGGCAGUAGCAUUUCUGCAAAUCCCUAACUAGGGUGAGGUGUAGCAUUUGUUCAGAUUACUUGGUUUCCACAGUUGCAGCCUUGGACACACAUUAUUCUUCCCAAACCUUUCUUAAACCUCUCAUUUUACACAUCCAUCAGUAUGGCACAAUUAACUAAGUAUUACUAUACAUUGUUUUUUUAUUUGCCUGCUUUUGAUAACUUUUUUUAAAAUGUCCUGCAUUAUUAUGGAAAGUUCACAGAUGUGCUUAAUGAAGCAUCUUUUGUCUUAACUGCAAUAUCAAAAUAUGUUGUAUUUGAAAACACUUGGCUUUUGAUCCUAUUCAGAAUGCUGUUGUGUCCUGUAGUUUGCUGUGCACCAGUUCUUUGGCACAGCAUAUUAUUCUGUUCAUACUUAACCAUGUAUACAGCAAUGGUUUGGGCUGGGUUUCCUUUUCGGUCAGUUUGGUUUCCCAGUUAGGCAAAUUCUGCUGUUAGCUGUCCUGGUGCCAUUUCGCAAGAAGACAAAAUGUAUCACCUUGAAAAUCAUUUCAAAUCUAAAAUGACACAAGGAUUCUGAAUCACAUAUAGAAAAUUCGUUAUAUUUUCAUCAGUUUCUGAAGGAGUAAAAUUUCACUUUGAAAAAGUUAAUCCUCAGGGUCAAACUUUUCAGGAAAGUUUUAAUGUAUAAGUAGUUGGUUUUCCAAAUAAACUGGAUGUGAGAACCUCGGAAACACUUGGGUUUAAAAAGUUGUGGCAUUGUUACUGAACAUGUCAGUUUCAUAAAUGUUCUUUUUUUAAAAGCUGGGUCACUUUAAGAGGGGAGGAGAGUUCUUAAGUUCAUAUUCAGCAGUGACAUUUAAUGGUCCAAGUCUCCAUCUCUUUAUUUAACAUUAUGAUAACAAAAAAAUAAGGAACAAACACUAUUGUUGCAGAAUGCCAUGAACACUGAGUUGUAAAAAUUGUGAUUGAGGAAAUGGAAAAAGGUUUAUACUUUUUAAAAAAAACGCAAAUGGAAUAAAUUAUUCAUGAAGCCUU
This is a messenger RNA of Rhineura floridana, 11257 nucleotides long. RefSeq names its product mediator complex subunit 13 (gene MED13). The coding region runs from base 291 to 6764 and encodes 2157 amino acids. Gene Ontology annotation, molecular function: transcription coregulator activity. The record is from RefSeq and is a predicted model, not a curated record. Gene Ontology annotation, cellular component: mediator complex. The transcript has 30 exons. Gene Ontology annotation, biological process: regulation of transcription by RNA polymerase II. Lineage: Eukaryota; Metazoa; Chordata; Lepidosauria; Squamata; Rhineuridae.